CAUUUGGGGGAUAUCUGUACUGUUCUGACAUUUGGGGAUAUCUGUACUGUCCUGACAUUUGGGGGAUAUCUGUACUGUCCUGACAUUUGGGGGGGAUAUCUGUACUGUUCUGACAUUUGGGGGGGAUAUCUGUACUGUCCUGACAUUUGGGGGGAUAUCUUGUACUGUUCUGACAUUUGGGGGAUAUCUGUACUGUCCUGACAUUUGGGGGAUAUCUGUACUGUCCUGACAUUUGGGGGAUAUCUGUACUGUCCUGACAUUUGGGGGAUAUCUGUACUGUUCUGACAUUUGGGGGAUAUCUGUACUGUCCUGACAUUUGGGGGGUAUCUGUACGUUCUGACAUUUGGGGAUAUCUGUACUGUUCUGACAU
Molecule: messenger RNA, 370 nt
Organism: Staurois parvus
Lineage: Eukaryota; Metazoa; Chordata; Amphibia; Anura; Ranidae
Source: the annotation of a GenBank genome assembly